Messenger RNA from Neolamprologus brichardi, 493 nucleotides. Its product is annotated as interferon-induced transmembrane protein 3-like. Lineage: Eukaryota; Metazoa; Chordata; Actinopteri; Cichliformes; Cichlidae. Gene Ontology annotation, cellular component: plasma membrane. The record is from RefSeq and is a predicted model, not a curated record.
UGGAAUUUGAGUACAGACCUCACAUAAUUACAGACGGCUGAGGGCAAUGACUGACAUGUUUCGUGAUACUGGAACUGAAGAUUCAGUUGUUUUGGUAGAGUCUGAGGAGAGGCACGAUGAACUUCAAACUGAGGCCAGACCAGUGAGAGCAAUGAAACCUCCAGCUUAUGUUCCAAUGCAGGUGAGGACCUAUGAUGGGCCCUCUGGAAAGCCUGGAGGAUCUGUAUUGGUUCAGCACACCAGUGUGAAUGUCAUCACUGAGCCUCCAAAGGACCAUUUUAUCUGGUCUCUCCUCUGCUUUCUCCACUCACACCCUUGUUGUUGUCUUGGACUUGCAGCUCUCAUUUAUUCUAUCAAGGCCAGAGACCGGAAGGUGGCCGGAGAUCUGGAGGGUACACGACGUCAUGGGCUCACUGCCCGUGGGCUUAACAUUGCCGCCACCGUCCUGUUUGUCAUUGGAUUUGUGAUUUUAAUCUUAAUUAAGGUUCUGUGA